Sturnus vulgaris (Common starling) is the source of this 801-nucleotide messenger RNA. It is a transcript of the gene TMEM101, whose product is annotated as transmembrane protein 101. NCBI's taxonomy places the organism in Eukaryota, Metazoa, Chordata, Aves, Passeriformes, Sturnidae. Gene Ontology annotation, biological process: positive regulation of canonical NF-kappaB signal transduction. The record is from RefSeq and is a predicted model, not a curated record.
CGGCCCGGUAAUGGCGGCGGGCCGCGGGUGGAGGCGGCGGGCGCUGCGCCUGCUCACGGCGGGCGGCGGCGUGCUGCUCACCCGCUUCCCCUUCUGGCACUGCUUCAGCGGGCUGCUGCUGUGCGCCGAGCGCGCCGACCUGCGCCGGAAGCCGGACAUCCCGGUGCCCUACCUGUACGUGGACAUGGGUGUGGCCGUGCUCUGUGCCAGCUUCAUGUCCUUCGGGGUCAAGCGGCGCUGGUUCGCCCUGGGGGCCGCGCUGCAGCUGGCGGUGGCCACCUAUGCUGCCCACGUUGGUGGCCACGUCCACUACGGCGAUUGGCUCAAGGUGCGGAUGUACUCGCGCACCAUCGCCAUCAUCGGCGGCUUCCUGAUCCUGGCCAGCGGCGCCGGGGAGCUGUACCGGCAGAAACCGCGCAGCCGCUCGCUGCAGUCCACGGGCCAGGUGUUCCUGGGCAUCUACCUCAUCUGCCAGGCCUACUCCCUGCAGCACAGCACCGAGGACCGCCUGGCCUACCUGGACCACCUGCUGGGGGGUGAGCUGGCCCUGCAGCUGCUCUUCCUGCUCUACGGGCUGCUGGCCCUGGCCUUCCUGUCGGGUUACUACGUGCGGACGGCGGCGCAGGUUCUGGCCGUGCUGCUGCCCUUGGCCAUCCUGCUCAUCGACGGCAACCUGGGCUACUGGCACGCGCUGCGCCGCGUCGAGUUCUGGAACCAGAUGAAACUCAUCGGCCAAAACGUCGGCAUCUUCGGGGCCGUGGUCAUCCUGGCCACCGAUGGAUGAGGGAGGGGGGAGGCGUG